Messenger RNA from Tribolium madens (black flour beetle), 3350 nucleotides. RefSeq names its product A disintegrin and metalloproteinase with thrombospondin motifs 7 (gene AdamTS-B). Bases 241 to 3138 code for a protein of 965 amino acids. Gene Ontology annotation, molecular function: metalloendopeptidase activity. Gene Ontology annotation, biological process: proteolysis; extracellular matrix organization. NCBI's taxonomy places the organism in Eukaryota, Metazoa, Arthropoda, Insecta, Coleoptera, Tenebrionidae. Gene Ontology annotation, cellular component: extracellular matrix. The record is from RefSeq and is a predicted model, not a curated record. The transcript has 14 exons.
GGCCAAGAGUGGACCGUGAAACCGCUCGUAAAGCAUUCGAUUCAGAUUUCCGGAACAAGUUUGGCGACGAUGGGAAGUGGCGAUGCCUCCGUAGGUGUUUAGUCAUCUGGUCUGGAGUUGUGGAUCUGCUGCUCACUUUGUACCAAGACCAAGACAAGUGCAGGUGCAACAGUGCGUGAUCCGGUGACCUAUUUCUGGAUUACCUAUUUAUGACGGUGAUGAAUUUCCGAGUGUUGUAAAAUGGAGCCCUUCGACUGGCAUUGGCUCGGCUUCCUUGUUUUCUUCGCAACUUGCGCAACCAAAGCUGACAAGAUUUAUACAGGUUUAUACAGCGGCGAGUUAGAGUCGCAAGUCCACGAAACUGUUCCUCGGAAAGUGGGACCUGGAGGCGAAUUUAUCUCUCACGAUUUGACAAGUUUUCACGAUGAUGGUCGCGUGCACUUCAACGUUACUCUCUAUGAUCGGGAGCAUUUAUUGGUGCUUGAACCGGUCCGAAAUUUUUUAGCUCCGGCUCUUGUAAUCGAGAAAAGGAGAAGAGACACAUACACCAGAUCGAAACCGAGCGAUAAAUCCAAAAAGUGUCAUUUUCAAGGCAUUGUUCAGGGACAGCCGAAUUCCAGGGUGGCCGUUUCGGCCUGUAAUGGACUGACAGGUAUGUUACACAUGGACGAGGGUAAAUAUUAUAUUGAGCCCUCUCAUCAUCCCUUAAAACAAGUCGAUUCGGGUCAUCCCCAUCUUAUCUACAAGCGUUCGGCCGUGACAAGUGCGAAGAGAAAGAAGAAGAGGAAAAGAAAGAAGCACUUUCGGGAUUGCGGCACCCGCGAGCCGAAGAAAAUGACCGAACUGGAAUGGCAGAAACAGCUGGGAAAAGUGAAGGUGCAAGAGAAAAAGCACAAAACUAAACAUAAAAUUGAUAUCCCGAGCGUACAGCAGUCUCAAAUGAAAAAACAUAAAUAUAAGAAAGUUGAUGUGAGGGAAAAGCGCUCCGUUAGCAAACCGCACUACGUCGAGACUUUGCUCGUCGCUGAUCCCACAAUGGUCGAAUUUCACGAAGAUGGAGACAUCGAAACUUAUUUACUCACCAUCAUGAAUAUGGUGUCCUCUCUGUACAUGGAUCCAAGUAUCGGCAAUUUGAUAAAAGUUGUUGUUGUUAAAAUUAUUUUAAUCGACGAUCCGUUGGCAGAACCGGAACUGAAUGUAUCCGUCAAUGCAGAUCUCACGUUAAAGAACUUUUGUAAAUGGCAAAAAAAUUUAAAUCCCGACGACUCGCAUCCGCAUCAUCACGACGUUGCUAUUCUUAUCACGAGGAAGGAUAUCUGUGCCAGACAAAACGCACCGUGUAAUACUCUGGGUGUUGCUCAUGUUGCCGGGAUGUGCAAAAGCUCCCGGAGCUGCAGCGUCAACGAGGACAAUGGCAUUACUCUAGCCCACACCAUCGCACACGAAAUGGGACACAACUUCGGAAUGUACCACGACACUGAAAAAAUCGGUUGUAGAGGCAGGCAGGGCAACACCUCGCACAUCAUGACUCCGAGCUUCGAAGCCGACACCGUGGGGGUCAGCUGGUCUCGAUGUAGCCGUCGCGACAUCACCAACUUUCUUGACAAGGGACUCGGACUGUGUCUGCAAGACGAACCGGAAGAUAAUGAAGACUACGAAUACCCGGAACUGCCCCCCGGAGCAAUGUACAACGCGGAUUACCAGUGCCGGUUUCAAUUUGGGGCCGAGACGACUGUGUGCUCGCCGUUGGAUGAGAUAUGUGUGAGGUUGUGGUGUCUCGUAAAUGACACUUGUACGACGCAGCUGAGGCCGGCAGCCCCCGGGACUUAUUGCGGAAAACACAAGUGGUGUCAGGAUCAGAAAUGCGUGCCGAUAAUGGAGCCCCCUGUCGCGAUCGACGGCGGAUGGGGCGACUGGAGUUCCUGGAGUGAAUGUUCUCGCACCUGUGGUGCCGGCGUGUCCGUCACACAAAGAGAAUGCGACCACCCGACACCGACAGCCGGAGGCCGUUUCUGCAUUGGAGAGCGAAGACGCUACCGGAUGUGCAACACCGAUCCUUGCCCCGACAACACCCUCACAUUCCGCGCCCUCCAGUGCUCCAAACACAACAACAAGACCUACGAAGGGAAAAAGUACGCGUGGCAGCCCUACUUCGACCAAGAAGAGCCGUGUCAAUUAUACUGCAGCGACGCUAAUGAAACGGUGAUCGUUCCUUGGGGCGAGUUCGCGGCCGACGGGACCCCUUGCAACGUGGGGGCGCGCGACGUCUGCAUCUCCGGGAUUUGCAGAAAAGUGGGAUGCGACUGGGUGGUCGACUCCACGGCUCAAGAAGAUGAGUGCGGGAUCUGUCAAGGAGACGGGACGAAAUGCGACAAAAUCGAAGGCUUGUACAGCAAACAGAGCCACUCUCCGGGAUAUCGAGAAGUUGUAGUAAUACCACCCGGUGCACGGAAUAUCCGCAUCGAGGAAAAGGAUCACUCCGAAAACUACAUCAGCAUUGGGAGCGCUCUCGCCAAGAAAUUCUAUCUCAAUGGAAAACGUCACAUCACGUUACCGGGCGAAUAUACCGUGGCAGGGGCCCAAGCCCUUUACGAAAGGGACAACCAGUUGGAGAAGAUUCGAAUACCGGGUCCGAUACGAGAACCAAUAGUCGUUUACGUAAUUUUCAGAGGAAAAGUCCAUAACCCGGGCGUGGAAUACAAGUACUCGAUUUCAAAACCCGAAACGACCCAACAACUCAAAUACACGUGGAUCAUGGGUGACUGGUCGCAGUGCUCGGCCACGUGUGGUGGAGGCGUGCAGGAGCGCCGACCCUUGUGCCAGGAAUCGACGGUAAGGAGUGUCCCAUCGGUGGUCGAUGGGACGUCGAGGAUUGUGGAUGAGAUAACGUGUGAUGGGUCGGAACGCCCCGAUAUGAUGGUCAGGACGUGUAAUGACGAUCCUUGUCCGACCCACUGGUGGGUGGGUCCUUGGCAGAGUUGUCCGGUGACGUGCUCCAGAGAGGGAGAGAAAGUGCUGAAAAGGAGAAGUGUGAUGUGUGUAGAUGGACAGGAGAUGGCGCUGCCUGACCGAUUUUGUGACAGACAUGUGAAACCCCUGGAAUAUACGCAUUGCAGGGCUCUACCAAUUUGCGAUUGAAAAAAUUAUUGUUGUUGUAUAGAAUUAACCUAAUUUUAUUUAUGUUGUAGAAGAGUUUUUAACAACACAAUACUCAUAAAAUGUACCAUGUAAUCCACAAUACAGUUUUCUAUUUUUUGGUUUCCAUUUUGAAUUAUAUGGUAUAAAAUAUAAGACUGAUUUUGUAUUAGGUAUUAAUUGUACUAAUUUCCCUAAUAAAAAGUAUAGUUGCA